UUAGCUCUUACACACUUCUGUUCGUUCGGCAUUCCAUUCCCGCGAUCAUUUCUAUGCUAAAGCUUCUUAAUCAUGUUCUCUCUCCCUCUCUCUUCCUCUUCGGAAAACUCAACUGUACCCAGAGAGAGAGAGAGAGAGAGGGAGGGAGAGGGAGAGAAUGGAUAUCGCCUGCAGUUGUUGAUCAAGUUAUAUAUCAUCACUUCGUCACUGCAACAGAAACGAAGACAGUAGCAGCAUCAUCACACGCCCUUUGCUCGCCAAUAAGAAUGCCUUCCCGAGUACUCGGACCGUUCGCUCCAGCAAGCUCUGCAUUGGCGAUACAGAGCUCCUCCGGUCAGUGGGGUUCUCCAGCCUUGUUCUUUUUUCUGGGUGGGUUACUUGUGCUUGUGAUAUUGCUGAUUCUUGGAUUAAUCCGUCGGAUAUGCGUGAAACCAUCAGAUGUGUUGCGGCCUGCAGCAUCUAAAGAAAUCAGCUUCAGCGGUAAUCUCCGAACAAUUAGCCAUUUUGAUUUCCAGACACUGAAGAAGGCAACCCAGAAUUUUCAUCAUGCUAAUCUUCUCGGAAAAGGGGGAUUUGGGCCUGUUUAUCGGGGAAAGUUAGAGGAUGAGAGGUUGGUGGCAGUGAAGAAAUUGUCACUUGAUACAUCCCGACAAGGAGAGUCAGAAUUUCUUGCAGAGGUGAGGUUGAUCACGAGCAUCCAACACAGGAACCUGGUUUACCUUCUUGGAUGUUGCUCCGAGGGGCCUGAACGGCUACUUGUGUAUGAAUAUCUGAAGAAUCGAAGCUUGGACUUCCUAAUAUAUGGAAAAGGUGAUCAGUUCCUGAAUUGGAGCAUCAGAUCCCAAAUAAUAAUUGGCAUUGCGAGAGGGUUGCAGUACCUACAUGAGGAUUCGCACUUGAGAAUUGUUCACAGAGAUAUCAAAGCUAGCAACAUUCUUCUCGAUGACAAAUUUCAACCAAAGAUUGGAGAUUUUGGUCUGGCUAGGUUCUUUCCUGAAGAUCAAGCUUAUCUCAGCACUAAUUUUGCUGGAACUUUGGGUUAUACUGCACCCGAAUACGCUAUAAGAGGAGAGUUGUCUGAAAAGGCAGACAUCUAUAGUUUUGGGGUUCUUGUCCUUGAAAUAAUCGGUUGCAGGAAAAAUACAGAAUUAUCUUUACCCUCGGAAAUGCAAUAUCUUCCUGAAUAUGCAUGGAAGCUAUAUGAGAAGUCGAGGGUGCUUGAUCUGAUUGAUCCAAAAAUGCGAGAAGAUGGAUUUGUGGAGAAGGAUGUUUUGCAGGCAAUCCAUGUCGCCUUGCUUUGUCUUCAGCAUCAUGCAAAUUUCAGGCCCCCCAUGUCAGAGAUCGUGGCCUUAUUAACAUGCAAAGUUGAAUUGACUAAAACACCAUUGAGACCGCUCUUCUUGGAUCGAAGGCGUAACAAGGAUGAAAGCCUUUCUUGGGAUACCCCAAUAUCGUACGCCCUCCCUUCUCGGAUGCAGAGUGAGACCCCCUCAUUACCCAGAACACCAAAUUAAGGGACAUGUCAUGGUUUCCAUUCUUUUUUUAUAGAACAGGGAAGCAGAAUUGAUUAAUCCAAGUGUUGCAAUUAUUAUUAUUAACAUCUUCUGAAUUACUUAAUGUGCAUUUUCUUGUACUUUUUG
This is a messenger RNA of Juglans regia (Persian walnut), 1640 nucleotides long. Its product is annotated as putative receptor-like protein kinase At4g00960. Lineage: Eukaryota; Viridiplantae; Streptophyta; Magnoliopsida; Fagales; Juglandaceae. The transcript is spliced from 7 exons. The record is from RefSeq and is a predicted model, not a curated record. The coding region runs from base 54 to 1514 and encodes 486 amino acids. Gene Ontology annotation, biological process: protein phosphorylation. Gene Ontology annotation, molecular function: protein kinase activity; ATP binding.